AUGGCAACCGUCACCUUCAAAGACGACCUCCCCAACACCACAACCACCACCACCACAACAACUCCAAAGAAUAAAACAACCACCCUCCGCCGCUGGCUCACCUUCUCAACCUCAACCUCAUCAUCCCAUCGCCGCCGCUCCUCCUCCCCACGCCCAAAACCAACACGCAGACCUACCCCAAAACCGACCAUUAACACCACCACCAGUACAUCAACAUCAACAUCAACAACAACCCGUCUCUACAGAAGAGUAACCCUCCCGCGCCGCUCCUCCAAAUCCAAAACCAAGACGAGAACAAUCCAUCUUGAUGACGAUACACAACCUACAUCGCUACUUACAUCCAUAAACACCACUACCAACACAGGCACACCCACGGCCCAUCCAACAGAUACUACAAACCCAAUCACACCCCCACCCACCAGCCCUACCUCCCCCUCAAGCACUACCAAUAACAAAAUCCGCGCACGCUCCCCCCUCUCCCCCCUGUCACCCCUAAGUCUCAACUUCAGUACACUAUUCAAUCUAUCCCCACGAUCGAAAACCAUCGAGGAAUCGUCAUCAUCGACAUAUUCAUCGUCAUCGGCAUCGGAGGUACAUAUCCCCCCGCCGACUGUCUCGCAUGAGCAGCUGACGAGUUCGUAUGCGGAGUAUUGUGAGGCGUUUACGGAGGGGCGGACGGAGGAGAGUUUCCUGUAUCAGGAGGAAAAGGAGGAGGGGGAAGAUGGAGAUAAGGGUGUUCGGCCGGUGAAGGAGAUUGUGAUUAAGGAGGAGAAGGGGUGUUUGGAGGAGAAGGGGUGUUUGGAGGAGAGGUGUUUGGGGAAGGAGGGUGGAGGGGGAGGGGGACAAUGUGUGGACGAUACAAAGGAGGAAGAAAGAAAGGGAAAUGGUGAUGGUGACAGGGCUAUUCCGUGCAGUGAUGAUCAGAGGGAGAUUCUACAUUGGUUACGGGAGUCGGAUGAGGAGCAGGAUAGUGGCAGCAAUGCUGAAGAUGUACCGCUGCGGGUGUCUCCGCCCGCGAGGAUCCUCACGCCGGCUCGAUAUGAACAGUCGCGGCGGGCGGCGAGACAACCUCAGCAUGGGAAGCAGGAGCACCACGAGGAUCAGCGACAUGCGUGGUGGACUGCACUCCGGGUGGGGUGGACGCGCAUGCGCCGCCGAACCAGCAGGGCUGCCAACCCCGACUACAAUUAG
This is a messenger RNA of Aspergillus luchuensis, 1191 nucleotides long. RefSeq lists its product as uncharacterized. The transcript has a single exon. Bases 1 to 1191 code for a protein of 396 amino acids. The record is from RefSeq and is a predicted model, not a curated record. Lineage: Eukaryota; Fungi; Ascomycota; Eurotiomycetes; Eurotiales; Aspergillaceae.